Molecule: messenger RNA, 363 nt
Organism: Caenorhabditis briggsae
Lineage: Eukaryota; Metazoa; Nematoda; Chromadorea; Rhabditida; Rhabditidae
Exons: 3
Coding region: 1-363 (120 amino acids)
Source: RefSeq, a predicted model, not a curated record
AUGAAAUCAUUCACUAUCAUCUUUGUUUUUAUUGCUAUCGUGUUAAUUAGAGAAUGUUCUUCUCUCACAAUGCAAGGAUUAUUCCGAAAACUAAAAGAAGCAAGAACGCAACAACAAUCUGAUAGAGGCAGAUAUCCAGAUGAGGCGAGAAUGGAAGCUGAUUCAAUAUCCAGAAUACACAUUGACGAUAAAAGUUUCAUCAGACCAGUAGCUUCUAUUGCUGGAAGACCAGUCAUUCCACGCCGUUGGACUUAUGGUCAACCAAUCAGCGAGGUGUUCAUUGAUGAAAAUGGAAUCGCCAUACCAGUCAGACCAACACCAAGUCUCAACUCUAUAUUAAGGUCCAGAGGUGGCCUUUAUUAA